Molecule: messenger RNA, 3318 nt
Organism: Prorocentrum cordatum
Lineage: Eukaryota; Dinophyceae; Prorocentrales; Prorocentraceae
Source: the annotation of a GenBank genome assembly
CUUCGAUCACGCAGCCUCCGCGCGAAUGCUGGCGCCCUGCGCCGGGGCGCCAUGAGCUACCAGCGCCUCCUGGAGGCCGACGGGCGCCUGCUGGCCGUCCUGGAGGAGCGCCUCGCCGCCGCCGCCGCCGCCCGCGGCGGCGGCCGCGCCGACGCAGGCCACACCCAGCGCCAGAGCCUGGAGCCGGACCUCUCCGGCUCGGCGUGCUGGGAGGGGCUGGGCACCGCCGCCGCCCGCGGCGGCGGCCGCCCCGACGCAGGCCACACCCAGCGUCAGGGCCUAGAGCUGGACGUCUCCGGCUCGGCGCUCUGGGAGGGGCUGGGCACUGCCGCCGCCCGCGGCGGCGGCCGCGCCGACGCAGGCCACACCCAGCGUCAGGGCCUGGAGCCAGACCUCUCCGGCUCGGCGCUCUGGGAGGGGCUGGGCACCGCCGCCGCCCGCGGCGGCGGCCGAGCCGACGCAGGCCACGCCCCGCGCCAGGGCCUGGAGCCGGACCCCUUCGGCUCGCCGAUCUGCCGCGCCCGGGAGCCGCCGGAGGAGUCCCCGCGGAGUUUCGCGAGCUCGCUGCCGCUGCCGACCGCGAGCGGAGGCGGCAGCGCUGGCGCGCAGGUGCGCCGCGGCGCGCACGCCGCGGGGCACCUGCAGGAGGCGCAGGGGAUGCUGGCGCACGGGCGGCGCUUGAGGUCGGCGGAGCGGGCCAGCGGCGAGGCGGAGAGGUUCACAGAGUGCACGCACGGCGAGGCGGAGAGCGCCCGCAGGCGCUGGGAGCAGGCCUCGGAGCGUGCCGAGGGGGCCCACGGGGAGCAGCAGUGGCGUGCCCGCGAACGCGCGCAGCGGGCCCUGGAGGGCCAAGAGGCGGUCGUGGCAGAGGCCCUCGCCAGGAAGGUCCGCGCCCUGGAAGGGGCGCUCCACGGAGUGGCGGGCGCGCGCGAGGCGCUGGCCGCGCCGCCAGUCGAGGGGGCAGGAGCCGCAGUGGGCUGGCUAACAGCCGAGGCGAGAGCGCUGCGCGCCCUGGCGGGCGCCGACGCGCGCACAGUCGUCGGCGGCUGCCCGCAGCCGCCGAGCGAGCCGCGCGAAGCCCAGCGCCUGCAGGAUCUGCUGGCGCGCGUCUUCGGGCGCCAGGCGGAGUUCGCGGCCAGGGCAUGCUGGGGCGCGUGGAGGCGGUUGUCGCGGGAACGCGGGCACAUGCAGGGGCUGCUGUUGCUCGCUGUCAGGUGCCAAGGGCGGCGCGCGGCCAGGUGGUGCUGGGGCGCCUGGGGGGUUGUGUCGCGUGAGGCCCAGUGGAGGCGGAAGCUGCAGGAGCGCGUGGCCGAGCACCACGGCAAGGCAGCGCGGCGUGCCUUCCUCGCCACAUUUUGGGCAGCUUGGUUCAGCCUCCCGCGGGACGGCGGACGCAGGCACAUGCUGGGACUGUUGGCGCACGCCAUCAGGUGCCAAGAGCGGCGCGCGGCCAGGUGGUGCUGGGGCGCCUGGGUCGUUGUGUCGCGUGAGGCCCAGUGGAGGCGGAAGCAGCAGGAGCGCGUCGCCAAGCAUCACGGCAAAGCAGUGCGGCGUGCCUUCCUCGCCACAUUUUGGGCAGCUUGGUCCGGCCUCCCGCGGGACGGCCAGCUGUGGCAGGAGCGCCACCGCGUCAUGAAUUUGGUGUUGGUGGGCAGUUCCCUGGACCGGGACAAGAUCUCCCGGAAGGAGCAGGAGGUUCUGUGGAGGUGCUGGCGCUGGGUCGUGGAGGGCCGGCGCAGGCGAGAGGCCUACCUCGUGCAAAGCUCGCGGUGGCAACUCUGCGGCUUCGCGCUGCGGUGCUGGCUGCUGUGGUCGGUGCCCACGCGUGCGAGACGCCAGCUGCGGCACCAGGGGCUCGCUGGGCCCCGCCUGGCCUUCUGCGGCGAGCCGACAGGCGAGGGAUGGCAGGCGGCAGGGCAGCAGGUCUGGGCCUCCGGCGCCAAGCGGCGCCCGAGCGGCGCACUCGGCCCCAGCGGGGCGCGCGAAGGGCAGGCACCCCAGCUGGGCCCAGCACCCGAGGGGGGCCUGCGCGCACCGUCGGAGGAGGCCCUGGCGCAGGAUCGCCUGCUGGUGGCAGAGGAGGCUCCACUGGCUCCGUGCCGUGCAGCACACUCGCGGGGCCGCCCGCACCUCGAUGCGGCGCUCCCGGAGAGCCGGAGGCUCCCAGCGUCAAGCCACCCGGAGUGGAGGCGCACCUCUGUCUGCAGCGGCGGUUGGCAGAGCGCCGGCAUCGCGGGGCCCGUGCCGCCCGCCUUGGCCUCCAGCGCGUGGAGCUUGGGGGCGGUCCCGGCAGGCCCAGAGCCAGCACCGCGCCCCGCGGCGCCCUCAACCGAGGGGGCGGGCGCAGAAGCGGUCGGGGCGGCGGCAGACUCGACAGCGAUCGCCCCAGCCGAUCCCAGCCUGGGAAGGGCCGCCGUCCCAGGCGGCCGAGCCAAGCCCGGCAGGCCCGCCCUGACCGUAGUGUGGCCUGCGUGGGGGCGGCAGGGGGGCGGCAGUACGGCCCAAUCUCCCCACCCGGCGGCCGCCGUCAAGCAUCGGCAGGGCGGCAGUCCAGCAUGACGAUGUCCAGCGAGGAAGAGGCUUGCGCCAUUCAGCAGGGAGGCCGCAGUCCAGCAGUCAGCGUCGUCGCAGACGCGGGGCGGAGCAGCUCGCGUCGGGCAGCGAGGAGGCGGUAUAGUCCAGCCGCCAGCCUCUCCUGCUGCCGAGCGGGCACAGCCGCAGACGGAGCAGUUCGCGCCGGGCAUCGACGAGACGGCGGUCCAACCUCCACGACCGCCCGCUGCCCUCGAGGGCAGAGGAACAGCUCGCGCCGAGCAGCAAGGCGGCGGCAGUCCAGCUGCCAGCGCCUCCCGCUGCCGAGGCCCGAGGAGAAGCCGAGGAUGGAGCACGGCGAGCAGGCGGACGUCCAGCCGCACGCGUCCUCCGCGCGCCCCUCGCUGGAAGCGUCCACGCGCGGGCUCCCGGGCGGCAGAGGCGGCUCUGCGGCGCGCUCACGGCUGGUGACGGGCAGCGCCUUCCGCAGCUGCGCGGUCCGCGCGCGCUUCGCUUCGUGGAUCGUAGAGCGGUGGCUGCCAGCUGCGCGCGACAGCGGCUGCGCCCGCCGGCUUCACCGCAGGGGGCGCUCUUUCGUCGUGACCGGGCCGCGCCGCGGAUGAGGCGCUUCCGCAGGCGGCCUCGCUCGGGCGGGGACCAGGACGAGGACAUGAAGAUCCGUUCCAGGGCAGUCCGGGACGCUUUCUCGGGCGCCCGAGAGAGCCUCUGGAGCCGCCGGAGCUCAGAGCUUCUCGAUGUAUCCUCACCCAGCGUUUGUCCUCUCAA